AUGAGCUCACGCAUUGGUGUGUGUUUCCGAGAAGCGUUAUCACAACCGGUGCUAUUGAUUGUGUUACUAGUGUUUGUACUUAUUGUUCACGGAGAUUUAGAAGUUGGUGAACAAUGCACAGUGCAGCGAACGAAUGAACCAGGUUUCUGCCGCCCCGUUUCCGAGUGUGCCCCCAUAAUCGACGACAUACGAAAUCGACGGGGAAAUCCUACAAAAUGUGGUUAUAUCGAUCGCGUGCAGAUUGUUUGCUGCCCACAAACCGGUACUAACCCUGUGGUAGCAUCAACUACACAAUCCCCCAUAGUACGGAAUGACCACCAACGAGUCAUGGAAAAGUGUGUCGAAUAUGGACAGGCGGUAUUUUCGAAGGAAUAUGUAAACUCAUUGACUGCUGAACAACCGAAAUUGCAAACAAUUAAUAAGUGUGGAUACACGGCGGUCGAGUUAAUAGUAGACGGUGAACUGGCCAAAGCGCGUGAAUUUCCACACAUGGCACUGAUCGGUUUUGGGGCGCCACCAGAGAUUAGGUAUCUUUGCGGAGGAUCGCUUGUUUCCGAUCGGUUCGUGCUAACUGCUGGACACUGUCUAACGUCCGCUAACUUUGGAUCAGCCACAGUCGUGCGGCUGGGCGAAUUAUCGUUGAGCUCGUCGACGGAUGAAGCCUUCCCGGAGGAUUAUGAUGUCGCCGAAAAAAUUCCUCACCCAGAGUACAAGCAAACGUCACACUACAAUGACAUCGCACUCAUCAAGCUAAGCCGUAAAGUGAUUUUCUCUCCUUACAUACGCCCCAUCUGUCUGCCAGUGCUGCAAACCAUUUCGCAAAAGCGUGCCAUAGCCACUGGUUGGGGCGCGAUCGGUUUUGGAUUAGAACAAAGUAGCGAACUCCUCAAAGUUACGCUUGAUGUAUUCGGUUUUGAUGAAUGUAAAGUUCUGUUUGAACCAACACGUAAGCUGCGCACCGGUCUCAACGUCACAACGCAGAUGUGUGCCGGUUCACGUAAUUCUACCAAGGACACCUGUCAGGGCGAUUCCGGUGGACCGCUGCAGGUAUACAACGAUGCUAACGUUUACUGCACCUAUACAGUAAUCGGUGUUACCUCGUUCGGCCAAAACUGUGGACUGGCUGGUGUACCCGCAGUAUACACUACAGUCUUUCCGUAUAUUCCGUGGAUAGAAAAUUUGGUGUUUUAA
Molecule: messenger RNA, 1191 nt
Organism: Anopheles marshallii
Lineage: Eukaryota; Metazoa; Arthropoda; Insecta; Diptera; Culicidae
Product: venom protease-like
Exons: 4
Coding region: 1-1191 (396 amino acids)
Biological process (GO): proteolysis
Molecular function (GO): serine-type endopeptidase activity
Source: RefSeq, a predicted model, not a curated record